Molecule: messenger RNA, 537 nt
Organism: Drosophila nasuta
Lineage: Eukaryota; Metazoa; Arthropoda; Insecta; Diptera; Drosophilidae
Exons: 2
Coding region: 1-537 (178 amino acids)
Molecular function (GO): nucleic acid binding
Source: RefSeq, a predicted model, not a curated record
AUGCGGCUAGUCCGAACCAAGUUCUGGAUUCCCAAGCUAAGGAACUUGGUGAAGACAGUAAUCGGUGCAUGCAAGACCUGUGUGAUACAUCGCCGCACGCUCCAGUCGCAGCUGAUGGGCGAUCUCCCAAUCGAUCGGUUGACCUUUUCGCGACCAUUCACUAACACCCAAGUAGACUUCGCCGGUCCCUUCGACGUCAAGAGCUACGUCGGACGGGGCUGCAAGAUUACGAAGGGUUAUACCAGGGAUCUGACAGAGAAGAAGUUCUUGGAAACUUUUUCCCGAUUCGUGGCACGGCGUGGAUGCCCUCUUCACAUGUACUCUGACAACGGGAAAACGUUCGUCGGAGCCUCCUCAAUUCUGUCCAAAGAUCUUGAGGAGAGCACCCACAAUAUGAUCCUCACCACUCACAGCUACAAGAUUUUGCAUGGCAUUUCAACCCACAUGCCCCUCACAUGGGGGCUCUGGGAAGCAGGCGUCAAGAGAUUCAAGACGCAUUUCUACAAAACGGUUUCCUCCGUUAAAUAUACGUACUAG